AUCAUAGAUAUAUAAUAAGAUGAAACACUGAAGUAAGAUGAAACACUGAUUCAGAGAAGCGAAAGGAAAAUAGAUCAGAAAUUGUUGCUGAUGUCAUUAUUGAUAUCAUAUCUUCUUUGUGAGUUCAGCUAAUUUACAGCUGUACAGAUCCAUAUGAAGUUUUUGUCAAUUCUAGGUUUUACUCUGUGAUAUUUCAGUGAAUGCAUACAAAAUUAUAGAUAUGAAAUAAGAUGAAACACUGAUUCAGAGAAGCGAAAGGAAAAACAGAUCGGAAUGUGUUGAUGAUGUCAUACAACUUUUGAUUUCAUAUCUACUUUUGUGAGUUUAUCGAGCCGGGGGUCUCACUGGAAGCAGCCUCUCUAUUCCUACGGGUAGAGAUGGUAUUCAAUGGCAACAACCUGUAAUUUCUUUUCAUUUGGAUAACUGGAAAACGGAAUAUAGGGCAGGUGAAACUGCAAGUAUUGUGGUUUCUGUAGAGGUAGGUUUCAAGUCCGAAAAAGACAAACAAGCUUUCAAUCCAAGUUUUUCAGUGAAUGAAGUGAUGGGGAACAGUAGUCUUGUUACUGGGCUUUGGUUUGACAGGAAUAACUGGAGGAUUUUCUUUAUGCCAAUUAUGGUAGGGGUGUUCAAUGUGUUUAUUAGCGAUGAUCGUUUCAAUGUACACUGUUAUAGUAUAAGUUACCGUGUCAACCCAGGUCCAAUUUAUGAGCCUGGUGGCGUUGUCUCAUGGAUGGGUGAAGUCAAUGAUUUUGUAGCUGGGUCAAAAGCUACAGUUUUACUACUACCGAAAGAUGCAUUUGGGAAUAAUGUUACAAGUGCAAGCGAGAGACAGAAUAUUCACAAUUUUGACGUCCAUGCAACAACUUUAAAUGGAUCGAACAUAAAUUUGCUGGAUAUAAGCAACAAAGGAUGGAAUGAAUUUGGUUAUGUGUGCAUCGAAUUUGUUGUAGUCACAGCUGGACAUCUCUCAUUUCACAUAAAACACAAAAACGAUUCUCUAAUUGGUUCUCCAUUACCUUUAACUGUCCACCCUGAGGCACUUGAUGUUGCCAACUGUUUGGCGCAUUGGAGCACUGAAACAAACUCUUUUCAACUGUUUUCAAGGAUGGAAACUUUUGUGAGCCAGAGAGAUAAAUUCGGGAACCUUGUUCCGGGGCUGCAUGAAUUUGAUUUUGAAGUUAUGCAGGAAAGGUUGUCUUUACCCCUCACUGACUUGCAAUACAAGGAAGUAUCGCCGGGCAUUCAAUCCUUUUCUUUCAUGGUAGUUAAACCGGGGAACUUCAUUCUCAUCAUCUCAGCGUUUAAGGAGAUGAUUAUGGAUAUGCCAUAUGAUUUUAGUAUCUACACAGGGUACUGUGAUGAUCCACAUAGUCGGGUGUAUGGACCUGGUAUACAUGAUUCUAUUGCAGGGAAAGAUUCAAGAUUUACGGUAUCGUUAAAAGAUGCUUACCAGUAUCCUUCAUUAAUUGAGUUAGAAAGGCUUCAAGUACAAAUUACACUGCCUUCACUCUCUCUUCGUGUAAAUCCGCAAAUACGUCCAAGGGGUGAUCGUCAUGGUACUCAGCCAACUGGAAUGCUCAGUUAUGGUGCAUUUGGUCCAACGGGAAUGACUUAUGUUCCAUCUAAUUUCUCACAUGACAAUUCUGUUGAGAACUCGAAAACAGAGAGCAGUGACUUUGAUGUCACUUAUAUGCCUGUAAAAUCCGGUGCAUAUGAAAUUCGUGUAUUUUGUGGUAAUAUUCCACUAAAUGGUGGCCAUCCAUUUAAAAAGACAGUACAUCCAGCCGAUGUGAAUAUGUCUGUAUCAAGAGUUGUACAGUACGAUAAAAAGGUGUCAGCCGGGAUUCUAAAUUAUGUGGUGGUGCAACUGAUGGAUUCUUUUUAUAAUCCAGUGUUGCAUGUAAAACAUCUGUUGAAGCUGGAGAUGGCUUCAACGAAUGGUUCACAUUUCUUUCCUUGCCUUUUUAACGAUAACAAUGAUGGGACCUACACGGCGUCCUACCUGGCAUACGGUCCCGGAGAUUUUGAGUUAUGUAUUUCAUAUAUGCAACAACGUGUCUUGCCUUGGCCCUUUGGAGUCCAGGCGUUUGAUGCUAAGGAGUUCCCUUCAGUCCGCGAUGAUACAGUCAACGUCUGGGAGGAUCAGUCUACAGCUUUUAAUGUUCUUGAAAAUGAUAUCAUCUUUGACGGAAAAGCAACACUUUGUGAAUUUCAAAAGCCCAGACAUGGUUCAGUUUUGCAGUAUGGAAAUCUCUUAAGAUAUACACCGUAUAAAGGAUUUUACGGACAUGAUAAAUUUGUUUACAAAAUGGCAAAUGCACAUGGCAAUACUGGUAAUGCUAGUGUAAACAUUUACGUCCGCACCAUUCCUCCACAGUUUGUUUCUCCUCCAAAAGAGUUGCACGCAGUUGAAGAUACACUCGGUCCUCAAUUCGGUGGUUUUCCUGGCUUUGAGAUGAUAUAUUCAGACUUACAAGAUAACAUUUCUGUUACGCUGACUGCACCAAACGGGACUGUUUUUCUCUCUCCUGUCUCAAUGCAACUUUGGGAUCCAAUGUGGACUGGACUUACAGUCAGUAAAGUGGACGGAGGGGAUGAACGUCUGAAUAUAACUGGUCGUUUGGAAGCCAUCAACUUUGCCCUAAAGUCACUCCAAUACAUAGGAAACGAGAACUUCAAUGGCAAGGAUACUAUUGCGCUCUCCACCUUUAAUACAAAUGGAGAAGGACAUUUAAAUGUUCAUAUAUUUGUGGAACCGGUUAAUGAUCCUCCAGUUAUUAAUGUGCCUAAAUUCAUCAUCCUAGAGAAUGAGAAGGAAAAGGAAGGAUUUUUGUUAUUUGAUAGACGACGAAACAAGUUUAAUUUCUCCGUUGGGGAUCCAGAUCAUCCUGUUUUUACAGUUGCAGGGAAUGAGACUAACUUCCGGGUCAUGUUUUCGGUGGAAGUAAGUAUCGGAACAUUCUCAGCCAAGCUACCAGCUCAGCUUAUAAGCACAACUGAAUUGAAGUUGAAAAGAAGCAAACAGUGGCAACCCCUUCUAACGUUUGUUGAAAUCUCACACCAUUUUACUGUCAACAAAGUAACAGGCGUUAGAUUUCUGGGAACCAUUAAUGAGUGCAACACUCUUCUUCACCAACUUAUUUAUUAUGGUGGCAAACAUGAGGGAGUUCUUAGAUUGAGGGUUAAUGAUAUGGGGUGGCACGGAUGUUAUCCAGAUUGUUUGCAUAUGAUGUCGGUGCCUCUUACGUCUGAAGCUACUGUACAUUUAAUGAAAAGAACACCCAUGAAUCCACUGGUGGCUCAUUCUCUUGGAUUGGUGAUUUUGAUUGAAUCCGUUGUAGUCUCUUCAUUGGCUGUGAUUUUGACGGUAUUCACAUGUAAAUGUGUAAUCAUUCUUGUACGUGAAAGGAAGAAACAAGACGCAGAGUCUCCGAAUCAUCAACUUAAUGAGCUGCAAAAACCCCAUGAACAACCUUCCAACUUACCAAAACCGGCUGAAGAAACUAAUGUAUCUGAAGGUGCAACAAUGAUUCUCUAGUAUUCUGGUUUAGUUUAUCACAUGAUAUUCUUUACAUGUUAGAUUUGGUGACCCUUUAUAGCAGUUUAAUCCAAUUUUAACUCUUUUUUUUU
Helianthus annuus (common sunflower) is the source of this 3630-nucleotide messenger RNA. RefSeq names its product protein GAMETE EXPRESSED 2. Gene Ontology annotation, molecular function: actin filament binding. Gene Ontology annotation, biological process: actin cytoskeleton organization; pollen sperm cell differentiation. The record is from RefSeq and is a predicted model, not a curated record. The transcript is spliced from 16 exons. Lineage: Eukaryota; Viridiplantae; Streptophyta; Magnoliopsida; Asterales; Asteraceae. The coding region runs from base 542 to 3538 and encodes 998 amino acids.